Macroventuria anomochaeta is the source of this 1197-nucleotide messenger RNA. RefSeq lists its product as uncharacterized. The transcript is spliced from 2 exons. The record is from RefSeq and is a predicted model, not a curated record. Gene Ontology annotation, biological process: barbed-end actin filament capping. NCBI's taxonomy places the organism in Eukaryota, Fungi, Ascomycota, Dothideomycetes, Pleosporales, Didymellaceae. Bases 1 to 1197 code for a protein of 398 amino acids. Gene Ontology annotation, cellular component: actin cortical patch.
AUGGCUGAUCGCUUCAAAAACCUCGCAAAGAAUGGCUGGCACCCAGAGAAGAGCAAGACAAGCAGUUCAGGUGCUGCGAGCGACUCAAAGUUCGGUCAAGUGAAAGGAUGGGUAGGCAAGGCACAGGGGAAAGAUACCCACGCUGAGGCUGCUCGUGAGCAUCAGUCUGCACCGCUGUCAACCUUGAAAGACCCCGCGUCUUUUGCGCCCCCACCGAAACGAAUCCCAGGAGCAUCACCGGUCUCCGGUGGACUUGGUGCUGCACCGCCAGACUCGGCAAGACAACGCUUGCAGGGAAAGGAAGAGGCGCAGAGAAGAGCAGAGCAGGAGUCAGUACCGCAAGGGCCCUAUAGAACAGACACAACAGGGCUCAGUACUGCUCACCUGCCCAAACCGCCAGCAUUCAGACCAAAUGCUGCCACGCCUCCUCCAGUGCCAGCCUCGAGAGCGAACCCCCCUAGCCUGCCACCAAGGCUCCCUCCACGCCAAACAGAGAACGUCGACGAGUACACACCGCCUGCACCCCCAUCGUAUGGAGAGGCUAUACAACAGCCGGCGGCGCAUACUCUCAAUCAGGGAGCCAUGAACCGUCUGGGUCAGGCUGGUGUAGCGGUGCCAGGCUUGGGCAUUGGCCGCAAUGCUUCUCCGCCUGUACCACCUCGUCAGCGCACAUUGGCACCUCCUCCACAAGCACAUCAAGCCUCGAACUCGUCCACAGCAGCGCCGAUAUCUCCCCCUGCUACAGCGAGCAACGCCCCACAGCUCAACGAACUGCACAACAGGCUCGCCAAGAUGAACAUAUCGUCUACAGCAGAGACAGCACCGAGCGCAGGGACAUCUUGGGCGGACAAGCAAGCAGCCCUCAGAACUGCCAGCAAUAUCCGCAACGAUUCAUCCAAAGUCUCUAGCUCAGAUCUGAAGAGUGCAGCAUCGACAGCCAAUAACUUCAAACAACGGCAUGGGGAACAAACAGCGUCAGGCUGGCGGGCAGCGAGUGGGCUCAACCAGAAGUACGGCAUUGCAGGCAAGGUGAACAGCUUUGCAGUGGGAUCAAACACACUGGCAUCAUCCCAAGCACCUGUUACAGGAGGAAUAGGAAAGAAGCCUCCACCGCCGCCAGCUAAGAAACCAGCGUUGACAUCUACCAAUUCUGGAGAACCGCCGCCAAUCCCAUUGAGCAGCAAACCUAAGUUCUAA